Molecule: messenger RNA, 1551 nt
Organism: Xiphophorus maculatus (southern platyfish)
Lineage: Eukaryota; Metazoa; Chordata; Actinopteri; Cyprinodontiformes; Poeciliidae
Product: hydroxycarboxylic acid receptor 2-like
Exons: 1
Coding region: 6-959 (317 amino acids)
Biological process (GO): G protein-coupled receptor signaling pathway
Cellular component (GO): membrane
Molecular function (GO): G protein-coupled receptor activity
Source: RefSeq, a predicted model, not a curated record
CCGACAUGCUGUGCAACUUCAGUGGACCCGUGCUGAUCAGAGUGCUCCCUCCGCUGCUGGUCACAGAGUUUGUUCUGGGUCUCGCUGGAAACGGUUUUGCUCUUUUCAUCUUCUGCUUCCACUUGAGGCCCUGGAAAAGCAGCACGGUGCUACUCUUCAACCUGGCAGUGGCUGACUUCAUGCUCAUCAUGGCUCUGCCCCUCCGAGCCAGCUACUACCUGUCAGGGAUCCGCUGGAUUUUCGGUGAGACGAUCUGUAACGUCUGCCUCUUCAUGCUGGCGAUGAACCGCAGCGGGAGCACUUUCUUCCUGAUGGUCAUCGCCCUGGACAGGUACAUGCGUGUGGUGCAUCCCCACCAUCCCGUUAACUCCCUGAGCGUGGGCAAGGCCAUGUUGGGCGCUCUGGUGCUGUGGCUGGUCCCCAUUACAAUGACCGCCCAUGUCUUCUUUCUGCAUCACAUCAACACAACCUACUGCGAAAGCUUCAUGGUGGACACGACCUCCAGAAGAAACCUGUCCUGGCACAAAUUCACAUUUCUCUUCUCUUUCUACAUGCCUCUGCUGGUGAUCCUCUACUGCACCUUCCAAAUCAUCAGCCACCUAAGGAGGAGACAGCUGACCAACCAGACCAAGUUCAAAAAGGCUCUGUACUUCAUCGUGGUGGUGGUGGUGCUCUUCAUCGUCUGCUUCCUCCCCAGCAACAUCACUCUGCUGACCAUGUGGAUCAAGAUGCUCCCAGGAUUCGUCUGUGACGACGUGGAGCAGCUCACCACCGUGUUCUACAUCACCAUCAGUUUGACUUAUCUCAACAGCGUGCUGGACCCCGUGGUCUACUACUUCUCCAGCCCGGCCUUCAAGAACAUCUGCAGGAGAACGCUGCAUCUGCCUCAGUCAGAGACUUGUGAGAGCACGGAAAAGAGAACACGUGAGACGGCGUCCCAGUCGCACAGCCAGCUGUGAUCCGCAAACUCAGAGUUAACAUCUGAUUAAACCGCAUCAAGUUUGAGCAAGAUGAUGCUGUUCUCACUUCCCUUAUAGCCGUUGAAAAUGCGUUAACUGUACUUUUCUUGCACAAGCAUGUCUAUGUAUCACCAUGAAUGCAAUUUUUUAUAUAAUUUCUUUUGUUGUGCAUUUUAUGUGAAAGUUUUGCACUUUUUGUUCACUUUUCUGGUGAACAUCACUUUAAUGAUUGUUUUUUCUUCUCAUGACCUUAUAUGGAAACAAACGUUGUCAAUGAACAGGCAUUGAAUGCAAAUUAAGGUAAUCUGAUAUUUUUGUACAUAUGUCAUCAAAUGUGUGACAUUUGCUGUCUAAAACCAAACAACUGUGACUACUUAAAGAACUACACUGAAUAAGUAGUACAAGUACCUACAGGACAUUGCAUCAAAAGGUUUGGUUUCAUUAAAACGGUCUGUUUCUUGUAGGGUUUUUGCAACCAAAUUAUGUGUCAUCUUUAAGUUUGCUGAACCAUAGAUUAGUUUAAAUACUUUGGUGGAUGGAUGAUAGUAUGGAUUGUAUUUCAGAAUUUAGCUUGUCUUGUACCAGUCAUCAA